UGUUGCUUGUACAGUGGUAAGCUUUGUCUGCGCCUCCCAGCAUACCGGGGAAGACAUGAAUGGCACAAGCACAUUGCCCAGCAAGGAAAUGGAAGCCUUUGACGGAGGAUCUGUGGCAGCCUGCGUAAUUCUGAGCAUCUCUUUCCUGGUGGGCACACCGGGGAACAUUCUAGUCAUCUGGACAAUCUUGCAGCAUGUCAAGAAGCGGUCCCACACCGUAAUGCUGAUCCUGCAUCUGGCUAUUGCUGACCUCCUGGUGCUUAUCACGCUUCCUCUCUGGAUUUUCUCCUUCAUCCACUCCUGGCUCUUUGGUGAGGCUGUAUGUAAAGCCAUGGUCUACAUCGUCAACUCCUGCAUGUAUGCCAGCGUGUUCCUCAUCACGUUAAUGAGCAUGGAACGAUUCAUUGCUGUCCGACACCCCUUUGCCUGUGUCAGCUGGAAGAAGAGGAAUUUGCUGAACAAGGUACUGUUGCCCUUGUGGAUUUCAGCCUUCCUCCUCAGCAUUCCCGUCAUCCCCACGCAGAUUCUGGAUGACGAGGAGCAGUGUCUGUCCAGGAACUACACCUCGGUUAGUCAGGAGGUUGUCUGCUUGCUUCUGGAAACUCUGCUCGGAUUUGUGAUCCCUUUCUCCAUCAUGGUCAUCUGCUACAGCUGCCUGUGGAGCCGCAUUACGCAGAUGACCUUCAAGUCCAAGCAGAAUCCUAUGGUUUUAAUUAUUAGCAUCGUUGUCCUCUUUGCCUUGUGCUGGAUUCCUCACCAUGUGGGAAACAUCCUGUCCCUGGUAGCACUCAUCAUUGAGAAUUCAAGUUCAUAUUCUGACUUGAUGCAGAGUCUGGAGUCUGCCAGGGAAAACAUGGCCUUCGCUACAGGGGCUUUGGUUUUCAUCAGCAGCACUGUGAACCCCAUUCUAUACGUCUUCGCUGCACGCACAUUCCGAAGUUCGCUCUGGGAGAGCGGCAUGCUGAAGCUCUUCCGCCACAUCUCCAGCUCAGCUACAGGUGAAGGGACCAAGGAACUGUCAUUUGUGUCCAAAAGACACAGUUCUCAAUGUGAGCCCUCUGCAUGCAGCACAGAUCCAAAAGUUUUUGUAGACAUUGAUAUAGGCGAAAAUGCUUUUUCCUGA
Scleropages formosus (Asian bonytongue) is the source of this 1123-nucleotide messenger RNA. Its product is annotated as leukotriene B4 receptor 1. The transcript has a single exon. Gene Ontology annotation, cellular component: external side of plasma membrane; membrane. The record is from RefSeq and is a predicted model, not a curated record. Bases 56 to 1123 code for a protein of 355 amino acids. Gene Ontology annotation, molecular function: C-C chemokine binding; C-C chemokine receptor activity. Gene Ontology annotation, biological process: cell chemotaxis; calcium-mediated signaling; positive regulation of cytosolic calcium ion concentration. NCBI's taxonomy places the organism in Eukaryota, Metazoa, Chordata, Actinopteri, Osteoglossiformes, Osteoglossidae.